UUCCCCCAACCAACCCACCAGGUAAUGAAAAUUUCGCAAGACGUUUUCUGUUGUAGAGAAGUAGAAAAAAAAAAAACAGCAUAGAGAGGAGGAGGAGGUCGUUCUCCUGCACAAAAACGGAUCUCUGUCGUCUUCGUUUUUCUCUGGUCCGAGUGGCGGUUUUAGCACCGAUACUCCUCAGAUCUGCUGAAGAAGAUUCUCUAUUCUCUUCCACAAAGAGAGAAAACGAUUGGUUGAUUUGUAAAUGCGCUUCACCUACCUUCGGAUACACGAGAUCUAAUGCUGGCGAAGCUUUUGACGGUGGCUUGAGUUGUCCUCUUCUCUCUUCUCCAAUGCGCCUUUCUGUUAAAAUCUUCCACUGAAGGAGGAAGAAUCUGUAUCUGUGCUGCUUCUUCUUCUUCUGCAUUUGAGGCUUUUUUAAGUGUAUGUAGGCAAAGAGAGAAGAUGGUUUUCGGCAAGAUCACUCAGCUCUUCACACCAAACCGCUACGGAACUACUACACAACCUUCAGUUCCAUACAUCCCUACUGGCUCUUCAUCACCAGACGUAGGCACCUCAGCUCCAGACUCCAUCGCCUUUGGAAACGGUGGACGCAAGAGCAAGAACGGUCUCAGACACUCUGCCUCUCUCCAAGACUUCUCUUCCUAUCACGGCUUCGAUCCUGAGGAAGCUUUCACCGACUCAAACGCUAAACAUCAGCGGCAAAACGGGAAUAGUUUCUCCAAGGACAAGGGAGGUGUCCCCAGUGCCACGACCAGUCCAUCCACGCGCCGUGGGCGUAAAUGGAUCCGCGCGGUGAUGAUCGUUGUGUGCAUGUUUCUGUUUGCUUCUCUGGUGUAUAUAGCAGGCAUGUAUGUUUACACGAACUGGUCUCGCGGAGCGUCGAGGUAUUACGUUGUGUUUGACUGCGGGAGCACGGGGACUCGGGCUUAUGUCUACCAGGCGUCUGUAAACUACAGGAAGGAUAGUAGUCUCCCUAUCGUGAUGAAGUCUUUGACUGAAGGUAUCUCUAGGAAGACCAGUGGCAGGGCUUAUGAUCGGAUGGAGACAGAACCUGGGUUUGACAAGCUUGUCAACAACAGAACUGGAUUGAAAACCGCGAUUAAACCACUUAUUCAGUGGGCGGAGAAGCAGAUCCCCAAGCAUGCUCAUAGGACAACGUCUCUCUUUGUAUACGCAACAGCGGGUGUUAGGAGGCUUCGUGCUACUGAUUCGAGCUGGCUUCUAGGUAACGUGUGGUCUAUACUUGCGAAGUCUCCUUUCACUUGCCGGAGGGAGUGGGUUAAGAUCAUCAGUGGUACUGAGGAAGCUUAUUUUGGAUGGACCGCUCUUAAUUACCAAACGAGCAUGUUGGGAGCCGUGCCAAAGAAGGCUACGUUUGGUGCGCUUGACCUUGGUGGCUCGUCUUUGCAGGUAACGUUUGAGAAUGAGGAGCGAGCACAUAACGAGACCAACCUAGAUCUCAGGAUUGGGUCUGUUAACCAUCAUCUUAGUGCGUAUUCUCUCGCGGGGUAUGGUCUUAACGAUGCGUUUGAAAGGUCUGUUGUUCAGCUUUUGAAGAGGGUGCCAAAUGUCAAUAAAUCUGAGUUGAUUGAAGGAAAAUUUGAAAUGAAACAUCCUUGCUUGAAUUCUGGAUACGAAGGGCAGUACAUAUGUUCUCAAUGUGCUUCUAAUGUCAAACGAGGUAAAAAGGGGAAGUCAGGAGUUCCUAUCAAGCUAGUCGGUGCUCCAAAUUGGGGAGAGUGCAGCGCUUUGGCCAAAAUAGCUGUUAAUAGCUCUGAGUGGUCAAAGCCAAAACAUGGUGCUGACUGUGAUUUGCAGCCUUGUGCCCUUCCUGAUGGUUACCCUCGUCCUCACGGUCAGUUCUAUGCUGUAUCUGGAUUCUUCGUGGUGUACCGAUUCUUCAAUCUAAGCGCUGAAGCUUCCCUUGAUGAUGUGUUGGAAAAGGGUAGGGAGUUUUGUGAGAAGGCCUGGCAAGUUGCCAGAACCAGUGUUUCUCCACAACCUUUCAUUGAACAGUACUGCUUUAGAGCACCGUACAUAGUCUCUCUGUUACGAGAAGGUCUGUAUAUUACAGAUAAGCAGAUCAUAAUUGGUUCUGGGAGUAUAACUUGGACACUAGGAGUAGCUCUUCUGGAAGCAGGGAAGGCUUUAUCUUCUACACUGGGACUAAAGGGGUACGAGACUCUGAGCAUGAAGAUAAACCCAGUAGCCCUUAUAUCUGUUCUGUUCGUCUCACUGAUUCUGCUUCUCUGUGCACUGUCACGGGUCAGCAACUGUACGCCAAGAUUCUUUAGAAAGUCAUGUCUCCCUCUUUUUAAGCACAAUAGCGCCUCAGCUUCGUCCAUUCUCAACAUUCCGUCUCCCUUCAGAAUCCAGCGAUGGAGUCAUAUGGGUACAUGGGUAAAGCAACCGUCGAGUCCAACAGUGAGGAGUUCACCGCGUAGGCCAUUUAGUUUUGGAAGCAGCAUGCAGCUGAUGGAGUCUUGUUCAUUGUACUCAUCGAGCAGCAGCGUUAUGCACAGUUAUUCUUCUGAUAGCUUAGGGGAGAUGCAAGUUGACAACAGUGGCUCCUUCUGGUCCUCCCGGAGUCAAAUGCGUCUCCAGAGCCGGAGAUCACAAUCACGAGAAGAUCUUAGUUCGUCGCUGGCUGAUGCACACAUGCUCAAGAUGUAGUAGGAGAAAGACGUUUUUGGGUACGGUUUUUUUAUCACUUCGACAGCCUCUCACUUUUUUUUUCUCUUUUCUGGUAUCAUAGAAUAUAAAAAGAAAAAGAAGAGAAACUUCAUGAGAGCAAAGAUAUUCCUUGUUUCAGUUAACUUUAAUUCAUUCUAUACCACCAUAUAUGAUUAUUAAUUUAACCCAA
Raphanus sativus (radish) is the source of this 2866-nucleotide messenger RNA. RefSeq names its product probable apyrase 7. NCBI's taxonomy places the organism in Eukaryota, Viridiplantae, Streptophyta, Magnoliopsida, Brassicales, Brassicaceae. Gene Ontology annotation, molecular function: nucleoside diphosphate phosphatase activity. Gene Ontology annotation, biological process: nucleoside diphosphate catabolic process. The transcript is spliced from 3 exons. The coding region runs from base 445 to 2676 and encodes 743 amino acids. Gene Ontology annotation, cellular component: membrane. The record is from RefSeq and is a predicted model, not a curated record.